GUAUUUUGAGUAAGUCUUUCUGUAUGCGAGACUGUGCUGCGCGCUUACUACUUAGCACCAAAUCCUCAGGAUGCCAAGAAUACAGGAAGUCUUCGUAAGACUUUGCUCGCAUUCUUUUUCGUAACACCUUAGAUUGUUCGGCGUCGCUAAGGCCCCUUAAUUCUGCCUUUAAUUUCCUCACUUGGUCCUUGCUACGGUAGUCUGUGUUAAUUUCUUCAUGAUAGUCUACCAUUUCUUUUAACCAUUCAUGGGGCAUUUCUCCGGCUAUAGGAGGUGGUUGACAUGGAUCCCCGGCAAAUACAACUUGGCAUUUUCCACGGAGAAAUUCUACGAACUCCUGCAGUAUUUCUAAUGGCACGGUACAGAUUUCAUCCCAAAGUAUCACCGGAGGUAUGUCGUGGAUGGCUUCCGGCACCCACUUUUGGCCAUUCCAGCGAAAGAAGCUGUGAUAGGUUUGUGCGUCGUAGCCCAUAGUGCAGAGUUCUCUUUCCAAGCGGUGCGUUGGCGUUAAUACCUUUAUGUAUUGGAUAAUGGUCGAGCUCUGAGGAUUAUUUCAGUAAUCCGAAGAGCGAGACCAUUAUCCUAUUUAAUAUAUACUCUCAUUGUUUUCGAAGAAAAGAAACCGAAUUGUCAAAACUGUUUUGUUCGUGUUUUACAAUAAGCAGGCUAAUUAAUGGUUUAUGUUUAGAGUGUCUUUUUUAAACCCGUUGUUCCAUUAGAUCUUCUAUAUACAAAGCACACAAUAAAUCGGAAAUCUUAUUGGUUUCGAGUGAGCAUAAUAAUCCAUGCGCUUUGUAUAGGAGUUCUAUUGAACUUGUAUACAAAGCUUCAAAUUAUAUGUUGGAAUUCCACUACUGAUCGCAAAACACCAAUGAAACGCUUUGAGCUUUUGCAUAUUCACGUUCCUAUUAAUUGACUAUAAAAUCGAACUUUGGCUUUUCACAUGUGCAUUUCAUUGAGUUCACUUCACGGUUCACUUUGCUGAGAUGGAGACGUAUGAAGAGUGCUGUUGCGAAAUGUUAGCGGUCGACAAGGACGAUGAUGCAAUCCUAUCGCAAUUGGUGGACAGUUUUGAAAACAAGAACUCGUCUUUAACUGUAAAAACUAUUGAAGAGAAGCAAGUCGAAGAGCCUCAGCAAAGUCGUUUCAAGAAAAUGCAAGAGAGGAAUUUAGUAGAACUAGCAGAGGAGUCGAUUCCAACUAAUACAAAGAGUAAAGCCAUGUGGGCAUUCCGUUUAUACCAAAAUUGGGCAAUGUGGCGAAAGAGUGGUGACUUUUCUAAAGGUGAGAAGUCUAUGGUUGCUGAAAUAGUGGAGAAGACGACAGAGUUGUUGGAUAUUACGCAAGACGAAAACCUGAGUGACGUUGUUAGCCAAUUCAUCGCUGAAGUUAGAAAGGAAGGAGGCAAACGAUAUCCCGCCAAAACAUUGCACGAGAUAGUGAGUAGUUUGCAGAAGUAUUUUGAAAUGAAGGGGAGAGUAGUUAAGUUUCUUUCUGGAGGGGCAUUUGAAAAGCUAAGAAAAUCACUAGAUAUCGAAAUGAAAACUUCAACCAAUAACAAGCUAGGCUUGCAUCCCAAGCAGGCACAAGUAAUUUCUGAAGAAAUAGAAAAUCAUCUUUGGGAAAACAAAUUUCUGGGCGAUAGUUGUCCCAAAGUUCUGUUGAGAACAGCCCUUUAUUUAAUAGGUCUAAAUUUUGGCAUGAGGGCUGGGGAUGAACAUAGGAAAUUGACCAUAAGUAAUUUUUCAAUCAAUACUGAUUCCAAGGGGAGGGAAUAUUUGCUUUAUUCGGAGGGUGUGUCUAAAACUAUACAAGGUGGUUUGAAACAUCGCAAGUUAACGCCCAAAGUGAGUAGGGCAUAUGCUAAUGUCCAAUGUCCAGAGCGAUGUGUGGUGCAAAUUGUUAAGACCUAUAUGAGGCGUUGUCCUAAAGACGCAUUAGAAAAUGCUUUUUAUUUAAAGCCUUUGCAAAAAUUACAAGAAAGGAGAAUUAUGGUACUGUAGUGUUCCUUUGGGCCAUAAUACACUUAAGAAUGUAGUUCAGUCAAUGAUGAAGGAAACUGGGGUAGAUGGUUUUUUCACAAAUCAUUCUUUACGAGCAACAGCUGCGACUAGAUUGUUCCAAGAAAAUGUUGAUGACAAAUUAAUUAAGGGGGUAACUGGCCAUAGAUCAGAGUCUUUGCAAAGCUACAAAAGGGUAUCAGACAAUCAAUUAGCUAAGGUUUCCAGUAUUGUGCAAGCUAGCCAAGGGACCAAAUGUAGUGAAAGAACGGCAGUUCCAGCCGUGCAGUCCAACUUUUCGGAGAUUGAAAGUAAUACGGGGAAAAURUGUCUGAAUGUAAGUGGUGGCAAUUGUAAUAUUACAAUUUAUAACAAUUAAGUAAGUACUGUUCAUGCGCAUAAUGAUGGCCAACUAUAAUGCCAAAUAUC
Actinia tenebrosa (Australian red waratah sea anemone) is the source of this 2429-nucleotide messenger RNA. RefSeq lists its product as uncharacterized. NCBI's taxonomy places the organism in Eukaryota, Metazoa, Cnidaria, Anthozoa, Actiniaria, Actiniidae. The record is from RefSeq and is a predicted model, not a curated record.